Messenger RNA from Staurois parvus, 1239 nucleotides. The record is from the annotation of a GenBank genome assembly. Lineage: Eukaryota; Metazoa; Chordata; Amphibia; Anura; Ranidae.
AUGAAGAAGCUUUGCUCCAGCUCCAAAAAUGCUGAGGCACAGAUCCAAGAGUCUAGCAAAUCAGAAGACGCAGAUGUUAAAAGAACUGUCAUGUAUGGUAACUUUGCUUGGGUUUUCUUCCACCAGAACCAGUUUAUCAAGAGUUUGACCUAUGCUAAAAAGGUGAGGACCAUUUUAAAGCAAUAUGAGUCUCCUCCAAGGAAACAAACUCUUCUUUUAGACAUAUAUGGUGAGCAAGGUUGGACUUACUUAUCCUUUACAGGAAAAUACUAUCAAAGGGCUGCUGAGUGCUUUGAAAAAGCUCUAGAACUUGACCCAGAAGAUCCAGAAUCAAAUUCAGGCUUGCCAUGGCUGUGUAUAGAAUGGAAGGUUUCAGAUACAGUAGCAACACAGAAAACAAAUGAACGAGCUGUUAACUUAAAUCCCAGCGAUACAGUGGUGAAGGUUCUCCUUGCUUUGAAAUAUCUAUAUAUGAAGAAUCAUGAUCAAGGAGCUAUGUUAAUAGAACAAGCUCUACAAGAACAGCCAGAAUCCCCUUAUGUUCUUCGAUAUGUGGCAACAUUUUACAAAAGAAGAGGACAGAUAGAUAACGCUAUUGCAAUAUUUAAGAAAAUACUCACUUUAACUCCCACCUCUUGUGCUGUUUAUUAUCAACUUGGCACUUGUUUCAAACAAUUGAUAAGAAUGCCCAAAGCAUUAAAAGGCCAGUCUACCCAUGACAAUAGGCAGCAAAAUGCUGAAGCCAUUGCAAAUGCAAUAUUUUACUCUGAAAAGGCUGUCGAGCUAAACAGGUCAUCUGUAGCAGCACACAAUUUAUUGAUUAAUGUAUACAUGAAAACUAAUGAAUACCAAAAGGCAAAAGAAGUAUUUGGCAAAGCUCUGACCAUAAAGAGUAUGAGGUGUGAAGAGAAACAAGAGCUCCAUCUCAGCUGGGCACAAUAUUUAAUGAAUUCUAGAAAAUCAGAGUCUGAAGCAGUGAGGCAUUUUAAGGAAGUGAUAAAGAUACAAAGUGAAACAUGGUUUAGAGGAACUGCCAUAAAAAAACUGCAAAGCCUUGCUGAAACCAUGAUUGUCCAAAAUGCAAUGGAUGCUACUGGACAUGCUUUGCUUGGGUACAUCCACCAGCAAAGAGGACAGGACAUCGCAGCAUUGGAGUACUAUGAAAAAGCCCUCCUACUGGAUCCAGACAACCAGGAGUACUUAGAAGCUUGUUCUGCUUUGCAAGCCACAUUAUCAUGA